Corythoichthys intestinalis (scribbled pipefish) is the source of this 2213-nucleotide messenger RNA. RefSeq names its product neuronal pentraxin 2a (gene nptx2a). The record is from RefSeq and is a predicted model, not a curated record. Bases 281 to 1639 code for a protein of 452 amino acids. NCBI's taxonomy places the organism in Eukaryota, Metazoa, Chordata, Actinopteri, Syngnathiformes, Syngnathidae. The transcript has 5 exons.
CCGGAGCGGGCAGACAUGCUGGCGAGGUCUCAGCCAUAUUUUAGAUCUUUUUUUUUUUAAUCCUCCGAGGAACCAAUUUUUUUUUUUUCCUGUUCAGGAAUGAUCACAGAAUGAUUUUUUUUCUUCAAUGAACGGGAUUUUCAUUUGGACGGACAAGUUUUGAUUGCUGUACUUUUAUUGAAAACGCAAACACUUGAAUGCGUGAACGCGUGGGGAAAAGUUGCUUGUAACUGGAUUUGUUUAGUUUUUUGUCCCUCACUUUCACUUUCGGAAUAAGAGAAUGCUAUCCGAACUGUUGCCUCUGUUCUACCUGCUCAGCCCGGUUCUGAGCCAGGAUGCCCCAGCCGGAGCCACAGGUCGCCGCUUCGUUUGCAACGCCAUCCCGCCGGGCGCAGAACCCGGCUGCGGCUACGGUCCGACCGGCAACCGUUUGCAGACAAGCGGCCCAGCCGAGGACGAGCUGCGGAACACCAUCAUCCAACUCCGGGAGACCAUCCUGCAGCAGAAGGAGACCAUCGUCAGCCAACAGGGGACUAUCAAGGAGCUCAACUCUAAGCUGGCGCGCUGCGAGGCGGCGGCCGACGACUCGGUGCCGCCGGGCAAGUCGCGGGGGCAGGGUUCCAGGAGGAAGGACAACGGCAAGAACACUAUGGGGGACUUGCCCCGGGACCCCAGUGAAACCAUCAACCAGCUUGGCAAGACAAUGCAAAGUCUGAAGGGACGCCUGGAGAGCUUGGAGCAACAGAGUUUGCAACUCCCAAACACAAAUGCGUCAGCCGGAAGUGUUCCGGCCCUGACUCCUUUGCCACCGCAGCUUCGGGAGCUCCUGGGCCAGCGUCUGGGGGUUCUGGAGACGCAGCUCCUGCGAAAGGUGGCCGAGUUGGAGGAAGAGAAAAGCCAGCUUUACAACGAAACGGCGGCCCAUCGCCAACGCACUGAAAAUGUGCUGAAUUCACUCCUGGAGAGGAUCACAGAGCUGGAGAAAAACAACAAUGCCUUCAAGUCUCCUGAGGAUUUCAAGGUAUCCCUGUCCCUGCGCACCAACUACCUGUACGGGCGCAUCAAGAAGGCCCUCCCCGAAAUGUACGCCUUCACCGUGUGCAUGUGGCUCAAGUCUAGCGCCAGCCCCGGCAUCGGAACCCCCUUCUCGUACGGAGUGCCAGGCCAGGCUAACGAGAUUGUGCUUAUUGAAUGGGGGAACAACCCUAUUGAGUUGCUGGUUAACGAUAAGGUGGCCCAGCUUCCUCUUUCGGUGAGUGACGGGCGCUGGCACCACAUCUGUGUCACCUGGACUACCAGGGACGGCUUCUGGGAGGCCUACCAGGACGGCGAGCGACUCGGCACUGGGGACAACCUGGCCCCCUGGCACCCAAUUAAACCCGGCGGGGUGAUCAUUCUGGGUCAGGAGCAGGACAUCGUCGGAGGCCGUUUCGACGCCACCCAGGCCUUCGUGGGCGAGCUGAGCCAAUUCAACAUGUGGGACCGAGUACUCCGGCCCGUGGACAUCGUGGGCUUGGCCAACUGCUCGGCAUACAUGCCCGGCAACGUGGUCCCUUGGAUCGACGCCAACGUGGAAGUGUUCGGCGGAGCCACCAAAGCUCCUCUGGAGAUUUGUGAGGACCGCGCCUUUGAUUCUUAACGCCACGGGGUUCGUCGCAUUGGAGAAAGCCAAGUAUCCUUGUUCAUUGCCCAAAAGCAAAGGAGGACUCGCGUACCGAUACGGUGCGGUCACUCCAAGAUUCACAUGUGUUGGCUUCAACGUGCGUCCGUCCGGUUUUCAUCGUGGAGAAGACGUCACUCUUGUGACCGUGAGGGGAAGAUAUGAUGUCGUUGACAUUCGGGGCCUGAUUUACUUCAGUCUUAUAUUGUAUUAAAACAACCACUUGAUAAAAAUACGCUGUUCGUUGGCUGCUCAUGCCGGUGAUAAACGUCAGUGGCACGGAAAUAUGAUUAUUCAUUGCCAGCCCACUAGGGAUGUAAAUCACCACAAUAUUUGCCGAUAUUACAAAGUCUGCCACAAUAAGAUUCGAUUCAAUGGCCUUCGAUCAUAAGCUGAUUUUAAGGGGGGGGGCAGGCCCCCCUGGUGGCCGAAAAGUGUCAUUUCAUGAAAUUGACUUACAGUUGUGGUCAAAAGUUUACAUACACUUGUGAAGAACAUAAUGUCAUGGCUCUCUUGAGUUUCCAGUUAUUUCUACAACUCUGAUUUUUCUCCG